Messenger RNA from Cercopithifilaria johnstoni, 828 nucleotides. The record is from the annotation of a GenBank genome assembly. NCBI's taxonomy places the organism in Eukaryota, Metazoa, Nematoda, Chromadorea, Rhabditida, Onchocercidae.
AUGAAAUUCAAACUGUAUCUGCAACAUUUCAAUACUUCAUUAUUAACAUCGCGGCAAAAUUCAUCUGUUAUUUUGCAAAAUAUUGGUGAAAAUUUAUCAUCACCAUCAUUAUUAUCAUCAUCUACCAUUUAUCACACUUGUCAUCAUUAUCAAUUACAACAACGACAACAACAAAAACAACAAAUCGUGCAGCUACAACAACAACAACAACAACAACAACAACAGCAAGAACAGCAACAAUAUUUUUCAACUGCGACCAAAUCACAAUCCAAUAUAUCAUCAGAUGCUUUAUCAUUAGCAUUACGUCGAAGACCUUCUGCGCGUUUAUUUUGCGCUUUAUUCCAGUACAUUCCAAUACGUGAUUCACCGAAUGAGAAUCCGCAAUUGGAAUUACCUCUUCAAGCCGGAGAUUAUAUACUGGUACAUGGUGAAAUGGAUGAGGAUAAAUUUUAUCACGGUGAAAGAUUGGAUGGCCAAACGGGUUUAGUACCAUCAAAUUACGUGGAACGUGUCCCAAAUCAGCAAUUAUUACUGAAUACAUCCCGGGUUGGAUCACCAUCAUUUCCUUUAACAGUACCUCCACAUUUAACCCAAAUUCAACAUGAUUUCUCCACUUCUUCAACUUAUUCUGGUGCCGCAGGUACUGCUGCAACACUUCAGCCAUUAUCAACAACGCCACCACUGCCCGAUUCUGUUUGCCCUUAUCCACCAAUUGAUAUUGCUAAAGUUACAGUGCAAGAAGUGAAGAUUACCGAUAAUCCACGUGGUAAAUUUUUCGUCAUUUCACAACUAGCAGUAAUUAAAACAAACAAUUAUUCUCUAAGUUAA